Molecule: messenger RNA, 312 nt
Organism: Melanaphis sacchari
Lineage: Eukaryota; Metazoa; Arthropoda; Insecta; Hemiptera; Aphididae
Product: general transcription factor II-I repeat domain-containing protein 2-like
Exons: 1
Coding region: 1-312 (103 amino acids)
Molecular function (GO): protein dimerization activity
Source: RefSeq, a predicted model, not a curated record
AUGGAAAUUAUUGAUUUGCAAGAAGAUAUCUCAUUGCAAAUGAAUAAAACUUCGUCUACUGAAGAUUUUUGGAUAAAGCAUGUCUUGGAUAAAUACAUGAACUGUAAAACCCUUGCCAUAAAAUUAGCUACUAUGUUUGGCUCCACUUUUGUAUGUGAAACUUCGUUUUCAAAAAUGACAUUUUUAAAAAACCGAUACCGUUCAAGAUUAACAGAUCACCACCUUGAAAACACUUUACGCAUCAGUUGUUCUCCAAGAGUACCAGAUUUUAAAAAAUUAGCUCAAGGAAAGAAAUGUCAUUUUUCUCAUUAA